AAUCUUACUGCUGUAUUCUGUAUGGAGAAUCUAUCUGUCAAUCAUUCAAGUCCCCACCCCCUUGUUGCCAUGGAGACACAGCCACACCUCCAGGUUUCCAUCCCCAACAGGCUGAGCCAAUCUAAUAAAGCCAGUGCGGGAUCGGUCAUGGAUUGGUCAGGUCUGUGAGCGCUGCUCUGAGCUCAGCUGUGUUCAGUUGGUGCCCGUCUGCUGCCUCUCAUUACACACUGAUCUCUCCCUGCCGUCUCUCUGUUUACUGUCUAUCUCUCUCUGUCAUCGAUUCUACCUGUCUCAGAAGGGAAGCGAACAACACUGCUCAAGGCUUUAAAUAGGGGGGAAACAUUCCCUCUUCAACUUUGGAUUUUUACAGUCUUGGAUUUAAACCCAAAAGGUUUUUUAUUUUAUUUUUUUGCAAAUUAUUCCUCAUGGAAGGGGUCUGACUGUCUUCAGCCUGUUGCUGCGUAUCUCCUGGUGGAGGUGAUCGAGCUGUUGGGUGGGGGGGCUUGGGGUGGGGGUGCCGAUAGCUGUCAGAACCGCCGUCACCAGGAGGGCGAGGGACACGUGUCGUAUGCUGCAGAUGGUACGGACCCUCGCCCAGUUCACCAUCGCCCUGGAGGAGAUGCAGGAGAGCGGAGAGAGCACCAGUGAUGACGGAGGAGGAGGAGGAGGGGUGGGUGAAGAGGUGGACAGGGGCGCUGCUGUCGAGCCCAAUAGAAACAGGGUUGGGGGCAGCUUCAGCGCCCCUCAGACCAGUUCUGAGGAUAUGAGAAGACAUGUGAUCAUGACUCUGCUGGAUACUGAACAAUCUUACGUUGAGUCUCUGCGCACACUUAUUCAGGGCUACAUGAAGCCCCUCAAGCACCCGGAAACCUCGCCUCUCUGUGACCCGUCUCUGGUGGACGAGAUGUUUUACCAGAUCCCUGAGAUCUUCGAGCAUCACGAGCAGUUCCUGGAGCAGGUGCUGGACUGUGUGAACCAGUGGCACGACAAACAGACGAUCGGUCAUGUGCUCAUACAGUCGUUUUCCAAAGAGAUCCUCGCCAAUAUUUAUUCAGCGUACAUCGACAACUUCAUGAACGCCAAAGACGCAGUGAGAAUCGCCAAGGAAGCCAAGCCUGCUUUCCUAAAGUUUCUAGAGCAAAGCAUGCGUGAGAAUAAAGAGAAACAAGCUCUGGGUGAUCUGAUGAUAAAGCCGGUACAGCGGAUCCCACGAUACGAGCUGCUAGUUAAGGAUCUUCUGAAGCACACUCCCGAGGAUCACCCAGACUACCUGUUCCUGCAGGACGCCCAGAAGAACAUCAAGCGAUUGGCUGAGAGGAUCAACAAGGGCCGACACACCGCCGAGGAGCUGGAGCGAGAGACACGCGUCAUGCAGGAGAUCGAGGCGCACAUCGAAGGCGUGGAGCACAUCCUGAAUCCACAGAGGAAGUUCCUGAGACAAGAGAUGGUGGUGGAAGCGAAAACGGUGGGCGGUAAGAAGGACCGCUCUCUGUUUCUGUUCAGCGAUCUGCUCAUCUGCACCACGCUGAAGAGGAAGUCUGGAUCUCUGCGCCGGAGCUCCAUGAGUCUAUACUCCACUGCUAGUUUCAUUGACACCUCCAGCAAAUACAAGUUCUUGUGGAAACUGCCUUUAGAAGACAUUGAAGUGGUUAAAGGUUCUAAUCAAGCCACGAACAGAGAAAACAUCCAGAAAACCAUCAGCCGUCUGGAUGAAGAUCUCAGCACGCUGGGCCAAAUAAGCAAGCUGUCAGAAACACUCAGUUUCCCCCAUCAGAGUUUGGACGAUGUGAUAAAGGAUCUGAUGGCGUCGGUUCACCGGGAGCUGGCAGAUAAACAGUCUGUGGCCUUCAGCAUGACGUUACUGCCCACUAAACUAGAGCUGACCAGCACUUCAGCCGAGACCACCUUCAUCUUUGAGUUCAGCAGCCCUGAUACCCGCAGUAACUUCGAGCAGGCCUUCGAGGAGGCCAAGAAGAAGCUCGCCAUGAACAAAGACCAGUGGGACCCUGAGUUCCUGAAGGCCAUUCCCAUCAUGAAGACGCGCAGCGGGAUGCAGUUCUCCUGCGCCUCCCCCAGUCACAGCUGUCCAGAGAACACAUAUGAGGUGUGGGUGUGUAACAGCGAUGGCUACGUGGGUCAGGUGUGUCUGCUGAACAUCCGGGACGAGCCCACGGUGGAGGCCUGCAUCGCUGUCUGCUCCGCUCGCAUCAUCUGCAUCGCAGCCGUGCCGGGCCUGAAGAACAGAGAACGUGUGGGUCAUUCCAGCCCCUCCGUCCCAUCUGAGUCAAAUCCUACCGCGUCUACACAGCCCCAGCUCCACAUCUGCAUCUCCGGCUCGUCUCUGGAGCUCAACGAGUCGCCCGCGGUCCCCGCCGCAGAGCUCGUGCCCUUCGAUAGCGACGACAGCGAUGAUGAAGACUCUCCCAGCCCUUCAUCCACACUGCAGAGCCAAGCCUCCCGUUCCACCAUCUCAUCCGGCUUCGGCAAUGAUGAAGUAGCCGUUUCAAAGGACAUGGUCACUGAGACCACCAGCUCGGAGGAGGAACAGGAGUUUCCCGUCCCCAGCUCGUUCAGUGCGGACAGUCCCAUGGACGGCCGAGCCAUGCGGCGGUCCAGUCGAGGGUCCUUCACCCGUGCCAGUCUGGAGGACCUGCUGAGCAUCGACCCCGAGGCGUACCAGAGCUCUGUCUGGCUCGGGACCGAGGACGGCUGUAUUCAUGUGUACCAGUCAUCAGACAACAUCAGAAACAGGAAGAACAGUAUGAAGAUGCAGCACUCUGCCUCUAUCCUGUGUAUCCUGUAUCUGGACAACAAAGUGUUUGUGUCCCUGGCCAACGGAGAGGUGAUUGUCUAUCAGAGGGAAGCAGGAAGUUUCUGGGAUCCUCAGAGCUCUCAAACUCUGUGUCUGGGCUCUCCAAGCGGACCUGUGACCAAAAUGGUUCCCGUGGCAGGAAAACUGUGGUGUGGCUGUCAGAACCGAAUCCUUAUCAUCAACACCAGCACUUUAGCACAAGAGCACUCGUUCCAGGUGGCUCAGGACAGCGCGCGCUGCGUGACCAGUAUCGUGAGCUGUGGUAAAGGCGUGUGGAUCGCUGUUCAGGGCAGCGCUCAUGUGCGACUCUAUCACGCCUCCACCUACGAGAGCCUGACGGAGGUCGACGUGGCACCAGCCGUGCACAAGAUGCUUGCAGGCUCUGAUGCCAUUAUCCGGCAGCACAAAGCAGCGUGUUUGCGGAUCACGGCUCUUCUGGCGUGUAAGGACCUGCUGUGGAUCGGCACCAGUGCAGGGGUGGUCCUGACUCUGGCCAUCCCACCCGUGUCCUCCAGCACUGGGCUGGGCUCGCUGCGCCCCCUCCUCCCCAUGGGCUCCGCCCACGGACACACCGGACAUGUGCGCUUCCUCACGUGCAUUGAGCUGCCAGAGGGCUUUGACGUCAACUUCCCACUGCCGUCUGAAUCAGUGAACUCCACACAGAACAGCUCAGAGAGCAGCAGUGGAGGCCUGCAGAGACGAGACUCAGCCCGACGGCGUGCCUCCACCAUCCUCCCCGUCAAAUCCAACCUGCUGGUCAUCAGCGGCGGCGACGGCUAUGAAGACUUCAGACUGACCAAUAGCAGCGAGACGGUGGGGCGGGACGAUAGCACCAACCACUUACUGCUGUGGCGCGUGUGACGGAAGCCCCGCCCCCUCGACACAGAAGCCGCUGGACCAGCCCACGCACUUCCCAUGAAACCCCGCCCCUUCCUGUUCUCUGAUGCAUUGUGCAUGAGCGUGUAGGACGCCGACCAAUGGGGUGUUUGUUUAUCGUUACGUUGUGUUAUGGGUCAUUUUGUUUCUUGACGUAAAAUCUAGCUUACCAUGUGUUGUUUCCUGUGGCCGCUUUUGAAUAUUGUGUUGAAACUUUAAAGCAGCUUUAAAAGAAGUGGACAGAACUAUUGUAAAAACCCUUGAAGAACAUAAGAUAGACAUCAGAAAGAGAAAAAGCAGGAAAAGGUGAAGUAAAAAAAAGCAAGGAAGCAAGAUUUGUUGGAUAGCGAGAGGGUUUGAAUGCAUAGCAUGAGGCAGGGAGGAUUGUGGGUAAUCUGAAUGGACGUGCAAAGUGUAAAGACGUGUUUUCUUCAUCCUUCACUUCAUUAGAGGACAGUCCGCACACUUUUAUGGUCAACUACUGGUCUUGACAGACUGUGAUUUCAUUGGAGAAUGAAGAUGUUUUUGUUAAAGCGAGAUGAGAGUUAAUCUUACAUAACCAAUGUGCAAUAUAAGGCUAGAGUACCUACAGACUGCUAUAUGACACGCACACACACACACACACACACACACACACACAAUUUACUACUUCAGUAAUCAUCAAACUCACAGUUAGAGUUAUUACACAUUAUCACUUUAUUCUUCUGGUUAUCGAAUCAUCUUUGUGUAUAUAAAAAACAAGAUUUCACUAUGUUAUGUAAAAGAACAGCAAUGACAUUCCAUAUAUAGGUAUUGUGACAAAAAUCCUUUUGUACAGUAUUUAUGUUUUUUCAUUUUUAGUUGUCUUUUUUUUAUAGCACUUAAUUUAUAAAUAAAGUAGUCUGGCGUUUUUCUUUACAUUCCAUAUAUAGGUUUUGUGAGACCCAACGCUCAACUCAAGUUGGGUCAGUGAGGUCGCAGUCGUACGAUUUUUGAAACAUUCUUCAGGUGAAUCUCACAAAGUAACAUCCAGGUCAUAUUUCACCCCAAAAUCAAUAUUUUGCAUAAAGAAAAUAAAAACCACUUAAGAUUUUUUUUUUUAUCGUCUUUGUUUUCAUCACAACCCCCCCCCCCCCCUCCAACCAAAAAAAAAAAAAAAGAUUUCACAUUCCUGUAAUACAGUUUCAUUCUUCACUUCACUUUUUUUUUUUUAUUAAAUCUAGUCCAAAUAAUACUUUUCUUAUUUACUGUAUUUUUUUCACAUUAAACGGUAACAAUUUUGUGCAUUACAGCAAUUAGAAUUUGGGUUAAAUGUGAUGAAUUAUGUAAAAACAAAUGAUUAAUUUUGUGGUGAAAUAUAACUUCAGGAUUGCUGCGAUCUAUUUCAAUGCUCGUCUUCAUCACUAUGAUAUUUCAGGAAAAGGGAAUUGUGUUGUUUCUUAAAUGAUGUUGCUGAAGACGGCUGAAGUGUGUCUGUGUGUAGAUUAGGACAUGUAGAAUGAAGUCAGACGGGUUACAGCCCUUCGGCUUCUUGCGCGCACUUAUGAAAGACAAUUAAAUCACUAAAUCGCUCCAUGAACAAUUUCAGCUGCCUUAGUUUGCCUAUUAAGAACCGCGUCAGUCACAAACACACCCAAAUUCUCGCUCACCUGAAGGAUGUGAAGUCAGACUUUUCCCAGACCGCAUCACGUGUGUAGAAACGUCGAAGCAUUGCAGAACGUAACUUCUUAUUACAAACAGGAUCCUCAGAGAUUCAUAUUUUCGUAAACUGAGUCUGCUUUUUUAUUUGUAUUUUUUUAUCAAACAUCUAAAUCAGUCAAUGAUGACAGUCCCGAGUCGAGUCAUACUGUUGUAAGUGACCCUCACAGCCUUUUCUAGUGAAAGACAUCAUCACUCUUUAUUGUAUAUAUUGCUUUUCUCUGUACAUAGUGCUCUCACAGUCCACGAGUGUUCAUAUGAAUCUAAUGGCAUAUUUUUAUAAGUAUUUUUUUUCCUCAUUUGGCAUGUGAAGUCUCAUUUAAAUUAAAACUAUUCCUUUAUUUUAUUUUUUCAACUAUUCCAGUAUAAAAGAAGAGAAGAGAAUCCGCUCUGCGUCUGUGGUUCCUGUAACAGUCGUCGUGCUUAUUUCACACCGUUGUUUUAUUUUGUCACUGUGGGUUUCUUUGUGAUUAAACAUUCACUGAUGCCAGAAUCCAGAGCCUCUGAUGAUUCCUUAACAAACACGCUCACACAUGAUCUCACCCGUCAGAUGAGUCGCUGUCAGUGCCAGGAAGUUUAUGAAUUAGUUUUUAAAUUCAAAAGGGAACAAAACAAAACUUGUAAAUUGUAAUGAAAUGAGGUGAAGGAAAUUUUGGGAGUGUCUGAUGUGUCUGAACAGAACUGAACAACAACAAAAAGUGACAUUAAAUUAUAAUAUAAAUAAAUAAUGUAGAUUUCCACUAUUUCUCUAACUUCUGGGUAUCACAGAUUUAUGAAACAUCACAUUUUUAAAAUCACGCAGUAAUGGUUGCUCACAAAAUGUAGAUCACAGCUAAAUAUUAUGUGUGUGGCAAUUAAAAUAAGUUCAUUUU
This is a messenger RNA of Carassius auratus (goldfish), 6237 nucleotides long. RefSeq names its product rho guanine nucleotide exchange factor 17-like. Gene Ontology annotation, molecular function: protein binding; guanyl-nucleotide exchange factor activity. Gene Ontology annotation, biological process: actin cytoskeleton organization. Lineage: Eukaryota; Metazoa; Chordata; Actinopteri; Cypriniformes; Cyprinidae. The record is from RefSeq and is a predicted model, not a curated record.